AUGGUGGUGCUGUGCUGCAUCAGCUUGAUUGACUGCAUCAAUGCUACCAUGCUAAACCCCUACGUGGACGAGUUUGUGUCCCAUCUUCUCAACAGACGGCGUGGUGACCCUGGUAUAUCGAUUUGGGUCUCUGUCAUGGUGGGUUCCUACUCUUUGUGUGAGGUACUCUUUAGCCCCAUGUGGGGAAUGCUAGCUGAGCGGUUUGGCCGUCGGCCCAUACUGCUGUUGGGCUUGGCUGGCUCCGCCGUGGCUCCGGUUCUUUUUGGUCUUGCAGACAGCUACGCCACGGCGCUGGCUGCUCGACUUCUCGACGGCUUCUUCUGCGGCAACGUAUGCGUCGCACGGACCUAUCUGGGAGAAUUGGUGGAUGCCGAGAACGAAGCUUGGGCUUUUGGGCUCCUGGGCAUUGUCUUUUCACUGGGACUCUUCGUGGGUCCCAUCCUGGGGGGAACCUUGGCGCAUCCGGCAGCUUGGGCCCCCGGGUGGUUCGAGUCGACGAUCUUUGAGGGCCAUCCCUUCUUCCUCUCAAACCUGAUUUUUGCCUGCCUGGUGGCCUGCGUCUUCCUGCUGGGUGUGGUGGCAUUGAAGGAGACCCGUGGGCCUACAGAGCGAGAGGAGUCCUUCCUUGCAGCUCCCGAAACCAGCCAGGCAAGGUGGGAGCCGAAUUCGGUGGAACGCCGUGGGCUGUGGCGUCUGCUGACUGUGAGCAGCAUACUCUACGGCUACGUCGCUGCCCGCUUGAACUCCUUCGUCCUUGUGUCGUCCUUGCCUCGGAGUAUGCAUGGCCUCGAUGUUUCCCCUCAUCAGUUUGCGUAUAUUCAGACAUUUGCUGCGCUCAUGCUGGCGUUGAAUCAGGUUACAAUUUAUCCCUUCCUGGUGAAGAGAUGUGGGGCUCACACCAGCUGCGCCAUUGGUCUGCUUUGGACGAUCGUCCUCACGUUGCCAGUUCCUCUCUUGUUCAUGACAGCCGAUGUUGAACAAGCCAGCGCUUGGCGUUUGGUGCCUGUCGCUAUCUGGCAGGGCCUGAACCAGCUUGGCUUUGGCACAGCCUUUCCACUGCUUGCGGUACUGCUGAACAAGGAGUGCACAAGGCGCAAUCGUGCUGUGGUCAAUGGCUGGAGCAACUCAUUGGGCGCCCUGUCGCGUGGCUUGGGGCCCGUGUUGGCUGGUGCCUUGAUGCACUUGGGCUGCUCUCUGGAGUCAGGGGAUCUUCGUCUUGGACGAUACCUUUCAUUCUACGUCAACCUCCUGCCCGCAUCCGUCUCUCACCUUCGAUGUGGGCUUUAG
Molecule: messenger RNA, 1287 nt
Organism: Symbiodinium sp. CCMP2456
Lineage: Eukaryota; Dinophyceae; Suessiales; Symbiodiniaceae
Source: the annotation of a GenBank genome assembly